Messenger RNA from Nycticebus coucang (slow loris), 1848 nucleotides. RefSeq names its product basic leucine zipper and W2 domains 1 (gene BZW1). Gene Ontology annotation, cellular component: cytoplasm; membrane. The coding region runs from base 179 to 1438 and encodes 419 amino acids. The transcript is spliced from 12 exons. Lineage: Eukaryota; Metazoa; Chordata; Mammalia; Primates; Lorisidae. Gene Ontology annotation, molecular function: protein binding. The record is from RefSeq and is a predicted model, not a curated record.
GGGUGGCGCACGGGGAAGAAGUCUCGCGAUAGGAGAGCGGCGGGGCGGGGGUGGCACCUCUUGCCUCCUCCUUCUCCUCCUCGCGUUAGUUCCGGUCGUAGAGGGGACACCGCCGCACUUGCCGCCACAUCGGGGAUUUCUGGCUCUUUUCUCUUCGCCUUAAAUUCGGGUGUCUUUUAUGAAUAAUCAAAAGCAGCAAAAGCCAACGCUAUCAGGCCAGCGUUUUAAAACCAGAAAAAGAGAUGAAAAAGAGAGGUUUGACCCUACUCAGUUUCAAGACUGUAUUAUUCAAGGCUUAACUGAAACUGGUACUGAUUUGGAAGCAGUAGCUAAAUUUCUUGAUGCUUCUGGAGCAAAACUCGAUUACCGUCGAUAUGCAGAAACGCUCUUUGACAUUCUGGUGGCUGGUGGAAUGCUGGCCCCAGGUGGUACACUGGCAGAUGACAUGAUGCGUACAGAUGUCUGCGUGUUUGCAGCACAAGAAGACCUAGAGACCAUGCAAGCAUUUGCUCAGGUUUUUAACAAGUUAAUCAGGCGCUACAAAUACCUGGAGAAGGGUUUUGAAGAUGAAGUGAAAAAGCUGCUGCUGUUCUUAAAAGGUUUUUCAGAGUCGGAGAGGAACAAGCUGGCUAUGUUGACUGGUGUUCUUCUGGCGAAUGGAACACUUAACGCAUCCAUUCUUAAUAGCCUUUAUAAUGAGAAUUUGGUUAAAGAAGGGGUUUCAGCAGCUUUUGCUGUAAAGCUCUUCAAAUCGUGGAUAAAUGAAAAAGAUAUCAAUGCAGUAGCUGCCAGUCUUCGGAAAGUCAGCAUGGAUAACAGGCUGAUGGAACUCUUCCCUGCCAAUAAGCAAAGCGUUGAACACUUCACAAAGUAUUUCACAGAGGCAGGCUUAAAAGAGCUGUCAGAGUAUGUUCGGAAUCAGCAAACCAUAGGAGCUAGGAAGGAGCUCCAGAAGGAACUUCAAGAACAGAUGUCCCGUGGUGAUCCAUUUAAGGAUAUAAUUUUAUAUGUGAAGGAGGAGAUGAAAAAAAACAACAUCCCAGAACCAGUUGUCAUCGGAAUAGUCUGGUCCAGUGUAAUGAGCACUGUAGAAUGGAACAAAAAAGAGGAGCUUGUAGCAGAGCAAGCCAUCAAGCACUUGAAGCAAUACAGCCCUCUACUUGCUGCCUUUACUACUCAAGGUCAGUCUGAGCUGACUCUGUUACUGAAGAUUCAGGAGUAUUGCUAUGACAACAUUCAUUUCAUGAAAGCCUUCCAGAAAAUAGUGGUGCUUUUUUAUAAAGCUGAAGUCCUGAGUGAAGAGCCCAUUCUGAAGUGGUAUAAAGAUGCACAUGUUGCAAAAGGGAAAAGUGUCUUCCUUGAGCAAAUGAAGAAGUUUGUAGAGUGGCUCAAAAAUGCUGAAGAAGAAUCUGAGUCUGAAGCUGAAGAAGGUGACUGAAUUUUGCAACUACAGCCUCAGUGAAGCAAACAGGAGUUGUAGAUAAAAUGUCAUGUCUCGUGUGUCCUGGUUCUUACAUCUUCCUCCCUCCCUAUGUCAAGCAUGAUAUGAGGGCUUUCAUGGCAAAUUUUAUUUUAACUGUUUCUAUGGUUACUGGAAAUGUUGGGUUUAGUUUCUAAAACCAUGUUUUAAGUAGCUGCAGGAGCUAUAGAUUUGAAUCUAAUGUUGCAUUGGUCUUUUCAGUUAUCUUCUACCUCCUGUAUUUUCUACUGUAAUAAUCUAAUUUAAGGCCUUCCACAAUGAACAGUUCACUUUAUUCCCUGGGUUUUCUAUAAACAGUUUUCAAGAUAUGAUUUGGUUGAAAAUAAUUUGUUAUAAAAAUUCUGUUUGCAAAUUAAACUGUAAAAGUA